Phytophthora infestans T30-4 is the source of this 1554-nucleotide messenger RNA. RefSeq lists its product as uncharacterized. The transcript is spliced from 6 exons. NCBI's taxonomy places the organism in Eukaryota, Oomycota, Peronosporomycetes, Peronosporales, Peronosporaceae. The record is from RefSeq and is a predicted model, not a curated record. Bases 1 to 1554 code for a protein of 517 amino acids.
AUGCGCGCUCUAACCGGACUUUAUUUGUCCACGGCCUGCUGCCUAUUCAGCCAAACACUCGCUUGGGAUCAAAAACCCGACGGCUACGAGGUGAUCGACGGUCCCGAUGGCCCCGAGUCCGUGGACGCAUGGCGUCGUAACUGGACCGCCUGGAAGAAAAUGGAGCUGAUCACCAACCGGUACAACCCGAACGACUCGUUCAACGUGUACAACAUCCAGCAAACUCAAUGGACGCAGCAGAAUUCCGUGCAGACGUUUAUUAUGAUGAACGACCGCUCCAUCUAUGAUCGCGAGACCAAGCAAUACACGGUCGACAAGGACGUGGAUGAGAUGCAGAGUCGUGUUGGCCCCAUUGACAGUGUGUUGAUCUGGCCUGCAUACCCGAACAUCGGUGGCGUCAUCGCUGACUUCCAUCGUCGAGGUGUCCGUGUGAUCAUCCCGUACAAUCCAUGGGAUAUUGGAGCUCGUGACGAGUCUGGACUGGUAGAAAUGGUACGCAUGUACAACGCCGACAUCACGACACUAACGGAGACGACCCCUGAGCUACUAGCGGACGGCUUCAACGGUGACACCAUGUACGGCGUUCCCAAGUCCUUCUACAACUGUAGUAACCCUUUAGUGGCAGCUCCCGAAGGUGGUGUACCCACUGCAUAUCUGAGCCAUAACCCGAUGAGUUGGGGGUACUUCUUCGGGUAUUCUCAUUUCCCACCCGUGGCACGUGCCAAGUUCCUGGAGUCGAGACAUAUGGUGCAGAUCUGUGCGCGUUGGUCUCUCGAUCGAACCGCCGAGUUGCUGACUGCUUUCUUCAAUGGCGCCGGGUACGUGGUGUGGGAGAAUGUAUGGGGUACCUGGAAUGCCAUGACCGAGCGUGAAGAUGAGACUGCCAAGAGAAUGUUUGCCAUUCUACGCAAGUUUGGAACUAUCGUCUCGACGGGUGCAUGGACUCCGUACUACGCCAUGAAGAGCGAUGGGCUGUUCGCUAGUGCUUUCACUCUGAGCAGUGAGUCGCUUUACACGGUGAUCAGUACUGUGCAGAAAGACAUGACGUACGAAGUGCCACUCCUUGCUGACCAGGCUGGCGAAGAUCCUCGUGCGCUUGGUGCAAUCUAUGGCACAAAAACCGGCAACGACGUGACCCAGUUUCUCAACGAGAUGCAAGCAAUGACCACCAAACCCCUAACUAAAUACUCGACGGCAAGGAAAUUGCUGCAACAGCAGCUUAUCCGCAGUAGCAGUAGCAAUACCUCGACGUCCUCGGAAAGCUCUCGACGGUAUGGUGCGUGUAUCGAACCCGUGUCGGCCUGGACUCCGAAUUUCGCUCAAUACGGAACGGGAGUGCAGUUUCCCUGGGAGAAUCGUCCAUGGAACAACCACUCGACGAGGCUGUUGGUCCAGGAUUUUCUGAUCGAUAAGCGUCCUGUGACCAACGCUCAAUAUUCGGCCUUCCUCAAGGCCAGUGGCUACAGUUUUAAUUCGCUGGACCGCUUUUUGCUGCACUGGGAGAACCGUCAAGGUGCUCCAGCAACGCUCAAGCUAUGUUGCUUCCAACGGUGA